This is a messenger RNA of Passer domesticus (house sparrow), 2140 nucleotides long. RefSeq names its product limbic system associated membrane protein (gene LSAMP). Lineage: Eukaryota; Metazoa; Chordata; Aves; Passeriformes; Passeridae. The transcript has 8 exons. The record is from RefSeq and is a predicted model, not a curated record. Bases 479 to 1531 code for a protein of 350 amino acids.
CACAGCCACAGGACUAUCCCCUCCCGCAUCCCAGUGGCACAGGAUUCCUCUUGUUCCUUUUCCUUUUUUUUUUUUUUUUUACCUCUCUUCAUCACUCUAAACGGGUCGAUUGAAUUGUUAUUCCAUAGUUAUUUUGCUACCUGACUUUUUCGUCUUGCUUCUUUUUCCCCCCCUUUUUUAUUUGAAGGUUCUGCUAAGACUUUUUUUUUUUUUUUUUUUUUUUUUUUUUUUUUUUUUGGAAAGCCUUAAAAAAAAAAAAGAAAAAGGCAAGGAAGGGAAAGAAGCCAGCAAGAGACUGAAAAGAGCAAGAGAAAGUGGCAGCUGAGAAGGACUGUGAAAUCACCUCCCCUUUCUUGGACUGUCGAUCAGAGCGAGAGUUGUACAUUAUUAUUAUUGUUUUUCUUUCUGCGUCUAUCUAUCCACAUACACAGGCAGAGAAAGAGACAAGUACUGACAGUGAAACUCGACGAGACCAGCCAUGGUAGCGAGGGCUCAGCCUGAUCGGAAACAAUUACCGCUGGUCCUACUGAGAUUGCUUUGCCUUCUCCCUACAGGGCUGCCAGUCCGCAGCGUGGAUUUUACCCGAGGUACCGAUAACAUCACCGUGAGGCAAGGGGACACAGCCAUCCUCAGGUGUUAUGUAGAAGACAGAAGCUCCAAGGUGGCCUGGUUAAAUCGUUCCGGCAUCAUUUUUGCUGGAGAGGACAAGUGGUCCCUGGACCCUCGAGUAGAGCUGGAGAAGAGAAACCCCCUGGAAUACAGCCUGCGGAUCCAGAAAGUGGAUGUCUAUGAUGAGGGGUCCUAUACGUGUUCAGUGCAGACACAGCAUCAUCCCAAGACUUCCCAGGUUUACUUGAUCGUGCAAGUUCCACCAAAGAUCUCCAAUAUCUCCUCGGACAUCACUGUAAAUGAGGGCAGCAAUGUGACCCUGGUUUGCAUGGCAAAUGGGCGUCCUGAGCCUGUCAUCACCUGGAGACACCUCACUCCUACAGGCAGAGAGUUUGAAGGUGAGGAGGAGUACCUGGAGAUCCUGGGAAUCACACGAGAGCAGUCGGGCAAGUACGAGUGCAAAGCUGCCAACGAAGUUGCCUCAGCAGACGUCAAGCAAGUCCGGGUCACUGUGAACUACCCUCCCACCAUCACAGAGUCCAAGAGCAAUGAAGCGGCCACGGGACGACAAGCCUUACUGCGAUGCGAGGCAUCAGCAGUGCCCACGCCUGAUUUUGAGUGGUACAGAGAUGAUACCAGGAUAAACAGCGCCAAUGGUCUGGAGAUAAAGAGCACGGGGAGCCAGUCUCUGCUGAUGGUGGCCAAUGUCACUGAGGAGCACUACGGGAACUACACCUGUGUGGCUGCCAACAAGCUGGGAGUCACAAAUGCCAGCCUAUACCUUUACAAACGAGUUUUACCCACACUCCCCAAUCCUUUUCCAGGACCCGGCACAGGGAGAGUAGACAACGGCUCCAUGAGUUUGGCCGUCCCACUGUGGCUUCUGGCAGCAUCCCUGCUCUGCCUACUCAGCAAAUGUUAAUACAAAUCAGAAUUAAAAUAAUAAUAAUAUUAAUAAUAAUUAAAAAACAACACGACAACAACAACAACACACAAAACAAAAUGCGUUAUACAGGAGACAGAGCGAAGAGAGGGGAGAGAGAAAAAAGAGGGGGGGAGAGAGAGAGACGACUGUUUCUUUCACAAUUUUUGUGUGUUCAGGAGCGAAGAGGGGGGAGAGGAAAAAUUACAGCAAAGAAGACUCAGCAACUUUUAAUCCAAAACCUGAAAAGCCAGCUGUCAAGUCAUCGACUGCCUAGGAGGCAACACGAAGCGAGGGAGAGAAUGGGGCACCAGCAAGGAUCUUGUCGCCAGAGGAUGCUGCAAUGUAAACAAUCCAACAAAACCUGCAAAGCCAAUCAAAAAGAAGAUCCCUUUUCUUUUCUCUCCUCCUUCCUCUUUUCCAUACUCCCUCACUUUCCUUCCUUCCUCCUCUUUCUUUCUUUUGCAGAAAGAGGUCUUUGCUUCGGUGUCUAUAGCCAUUUAACUUUUUGGAUGCCCUGGGUCAUUUUUGUGAGCUAAUGCUCAGCCAGUUCAUACUUUUAAAAACAAAUUAAAAAAAAAAAAAAAAAGAGAAAAGAAAAAAAAAUAA